AUGAUGUUUGGUGGAUUCAUUCGAGUUUUAUACAAUGGCCCCGAUACCCCAGAGAUUGCAAAGGAGCUUGUGAUCUCACAUGAUUCGGCAAAGGCAGAAAUCAAAAAACAAACUGACAAAGAUCUAGAUUUGGAUCAAGAUCAAAUCUAUGUACUGGGUAUUCGUGGAUGUUGGUAUCAUACUAAGCAAACUACUUUGAAAGAUCUUACCAAAGACCUCAAAGACAUGGAAGAACUUAUGAAAGUAAAUAAAGAGGCCAUUAUCAUUGUCGGAGAUCCUAUCGGACUUGAACAGUACCUAGUUCAUGAUGUAUACUAUAUUGCUCGGUAUUUAGGUUUUCCAGAGAAGGAGGCAUUGGAUUUAAUCAAGCAAGAGAUAUCGUCCGACACCUACACUACUAGAAGUUUUCUUCACGGAGAUAUAAAAAUAACAGUAAUAUGGAACCCAACUUCUGAUGAUCUCGCUGGCUAUUUCUCUACACAUAUUCCAAUGAUCCAUGCCAUCGAAGUGUACAUCUGUUAUUGUGGCCACUCAGGGGAGGAGCCUGGCUCAAUUGAACUAUUCGAUGGACACCACCUAGCCUCUGACCUAUACAAAAACCUCCUUAAAACCUCCUUUCGUCACUUUCCCACUGGGGUUCACUUAUUGUUCAACUGUUGCUUUGCUGUAGAUGUUUGUGCCUCGUUCAUACGUCACGAAAAUGGCCUAUCGGAGGAGGAAGCCGUGAAGAAAAUUAGACAAACAUAUAAUACUACUUUGUAUCGGAAAGCCACAAAAAACUCAAAACCCCUCGAGCUCGAGGGGAAUGUGAUGGAUCUAGAAACGUUUAAUAAUUGUACAAAAGCCAACUUUGAAGAUCAAAGAAGUCAGAUUAAUUUGAUGUGGAAUAAAGUGAAGCUUUACCUCUAUCCUCUCUCUGAUCACGAAUUGGUGAACCAUGGAGCGUUUCCAGAAAUUUUUCAAGUGGGAAAAUUAGAUCAAAUUCUACCAAAUGUGCAGGCCAGAAGAAGAUCAUGGGAAACUGUAGAAGGAUGUAACAAUAAAUUUAUCAACACCGUGAAUGAAGAAGGUGAAUAUACGGACGACGAUACCCGCAUACGUAUAUUCCAAUCAAAAGAAGGUGAUAGUAGUCUUGUUGAGAGUAAAGGAUUUGCCAUGUUGGUCGAUGGAGGGGCAACAUUCGAACCAUCUUUUUGGUCAAGAGUAAAGUGCCUUCAAGUGUUGGACAUGGUCUUGCUUACUCAUGGUGACUGUGAUCAUGUUAAUGGAUUGUUACCGUUCAUCUUCAAAUAUAAAUUCCCAACACACAGCGCACCAGAUAUCAAACAUAUUGCGAUCCAGUCUGGAGACCUCAACACUGAGUCACGAGGUUGGAUUCACGCUUACCAAUUAGCAAAAUAUGCAAAUGAAUUCUUGAAAUCAGCUAUCCAUUACAACAAAUUGGUCAAAGGCGAUAAAAUAUAUUUAGAUAAAGACAAAAAGAUCAUAAUUGAAAUUAUUCUACCAACACCUGAAGGUAGAAUAAAGGUAGAAGAGGAAACAAAAAAGCUGUCCAAGGAGAAAAAACGUUCGGCGAAGCUUACAGACAUCAACAAAACUGGAAUAGUAUUCAUCCUGUUCAACACUAUAAAUAAUACCAAAAUGUUAUUUACUGGGGACGCUGAUGGAAUAGAUAUUUCGGAACAAAUUAAAGGUAGAAAUAUCACAUUUGACUAUGUAGACAUUCCUCACCAUGGUUCGGAAAAUAAUAACCCUGGUAGUUUCCUUGAAUCAAUUAAUGCCAAAAAUCUAGUGAUAAGCACCAAUGGUUCAAAGCAUGGUCAUCCAAGUCCCAAAACUUUGGUUGCACUUGCAAAUUAUCUCGAGAUCAAAAAAGAAACUAAACUGCACUUUAACUAUCACCCAGAUAAUAGUAAGUUUCAAUUGGAGCCAAUGAAAGCCUUGCGUGAAUUGAUAGUUCAAUUCCCAGAUCGAGUAAUUUUCCCAGAUAUUGGUAAAAACCACAUUGAUGUUAUAGUGAAAAGUAAUAAAUAA
Messenger RNA from Heterostelium album PN500, 2034 nucleotides. RefSeq names its product ComEC/Rec2 family competence protein. The record is from RefSeq and is a predicted model, not a curated record. NCBI's taxonomy places the organism in Eukaryota, Evosea, Eumycetozoa, Acytosteliales, Acytosteliaceae. Bases 1 to 2034 code for a protein of 677 amino acids. The transcript has a single exon.